GAUGUGAUAUUGAGAUCAGUUUUGAAGUUUAUUCGUUUAGCCGGUUAGACGAGUUGUUUUAUACUCUACAAUCUUGAAUGAUAUAACUGGCACAUAGUCUAACUUAUUCAAUUGUAAGUCACGGGGUAUUAUUUGAUGGUGCGAUUUUAACAAACUUACUCGAGUUCCAACAGAGAUGCUUGAUAUUUGGGAUUUUACAAUGUUACCUGACCAUGCAAGUUGACAUAACAAGCUUGAUAUUUUGAAAAUAAUCUUAGACUUUCGCGAUGAUUGAAAAAUCACGCUUUGCGUCUUUAGGGGCAAUACAUAGUAAUAUCUCGAAAAUCAAUGUUGUUUCUCGUUGGUUGUGAAUAGAAGGUUAUUUACGGCCUCCACUGGAUGAUUCGACUUUGAAAUAUUUCAGGGUAUUUUUAUAUUAUUAUGCUUAUUAUUUCAUGUUCGCAAUUAUCAUUUAACGUUUGCGAAACGUUUAUUUUUCGCCAUGUGGGGGAUCGGACCAUCUCUUCAGCAAUCUCAUUAAAUUACAUUCUCUUUUAUAGAACACUUGUAGGACUUUCACUUAUGUAGGGGUUUGUAUUAUGUUGUUGAGGACACCGGCGAAUAAUCAACGGAAUCACAUGUCCACUGCAUUGUUUUAAACAAAUACAUCACAAUUAGCCACAUGUACCUUUUCUAAAGAAAAUCUAUUCUCUCCAAUAUGCCACCACCUACUCUUAGGGUACAGUCGAAUGAUCUGAAAAGAUAAGAAUGUUAUCGCUCCUCAACACAUAUGUGAACCACACAGUGUCAUUGUUCAUCUAGUUUUAUAUCCUAUUUUUAAACCAUUGGUAUAAUAAGUAAAGUAGAUGAAACUUGAUGUUGAAGAACACUGAAACAGAUGAUUUGAAAAAUUUUCUCAGUGUUGUCGAAAUUAUGAAGUUUUGUAAAGUUAAUCUAAUGCAUGCUUUAUUUAUAAUAUUUUAUUCCAGUGGUAAUUUAAAUUUUAAAAAAUUUGGAAAGGAUCUAACAAAGCAAGUAAUUAUAUAGUAAAACUGACUUAUGCAAAGUCACUUCUUUCCUGUUGUAAUUAAUUUUGGGGUCACUUUGUCUGUAUUAAUUUUUUUGCUGAUAGAAGUGGACCUGUAAGUCAAAAUUGUAAAUUAGUUUUGGUAGUUUUGUGAUAUGAAAGAACAUGUCAAAAUCAUUUUUUGGAGUGUGUUUCACUGUUUUCUUCAUUUGAAGAUUAUGCAAAUUUUUUACUCAAAUUUGGCAGGUAGAUUAUAAUAUUAUUGUUUUUUAAACAUGUGAAGUUUUGUAUAGGAGCGGAUGAAUGAUCAGCCAUAUUGUCAUGUUCAGCAGCAGCUGUUACAUUUGCAUUUAAAGCUUUCCCUGAAGACAUUUAACCAAAUGGAUUACAAGAUUAUGAUCACUAACAAAUAUUGUUGUUAAUGUGGAAAUUAGAUGUGUGAAUAAGUGGUUGAAAGGUAUGAAAUUUAAGUCAGUUUUAUUUCUGUCAUAGAACUUACACAUGCAGUGUAGAUAUCAUUUUCCACUGCUGAUCAUGUUAUUUUCAAUUGGUAGAAAUGUUGAAUGUCUAAAUUGUACAUAUGAAAUAAUAGUCCUACAAAAUACGUGGUAAGUACAAUUAUGCAUUGAAACAUUGUAUUCAUUGUGAAUUUAUCUUGGCCACAGGCAAUUUGUUUGGACCACGAGAAGGUUUGUGGCCAGUGUUUGGUCAAAAUUUUAUAACAGUGUGUUUUUUGUUUGAAAAUCAUGGUUGGUUCUCCUUGUAUUAUAAUGGUUUUUUUUUAUUAAUUUUGUUUGCUUUGUCUUUUUUUUGUCUUGGAACACUUGAUAUUUGUUAAAUUCAAGAUAGAAUUAUGUGAACUCUGGCUGAUACAUAUGUUGAGUGUAUUGUAGAACUUUACCAGAUGGCUUCCACCCUGUUUUACAUGAUCAUGGUUGACAUGAUAAAAUCUUAUCAAAUUUCAUGUUUCGCUAGGAGAGUAUCAGUAGCUUUAAAUCUGUAGUUAUGUAUCUCGACAUUAAAUACUCAAAGUAGAAGUAGAUUUUACUUAGAUCAUUCAUGGUAAUCAAAGUUAUUAUAAUAGACUGGAUGUGGAUGUGUCUUUUUUACGUUUCCUUAACUAUAAUUUGUAAAUUUGAAAAGAUUUUUUCUCAAAAAGUAUUUUGUCUUUCUUUCAUCUUUCAGAGUUGAUCUGCCUGCAAAAAGUGUUGAUUGAAGAUGGCUCGGGGUAGAAGCAGUGUUGGUAAAGACAAGGAGAAGGAUGGUGGUCGUCAGCCUGAUCCAAAAUAUGCUCUUUGGAUAAUUGCUGCUAUUGGUAAAGUCAAGGGACAAAAGCAACGUCCAAGCGAAGACAGAAUUGCUCACAUUCUAGAAAAUGUUUAUGGCUUGGAACAACAAGAGGCCUUGGAGCAGCUAGAACUGUGUGUUAAAACAGGUAGAGUUCUCAAGGUAGUGUUUAAGAACAAAGCAUCAUACAAGGACCCUGCAAAAGUACCAGCCCACAUGCGUGGAAUUGUUGAAAAACCCACCGAUCUCCAAGGUUUCAUCAAAGAAGCUCUGGAGAAUAUUGGGGAUGAAAAUGGGUGCACGCAACAAGCAAUUCAUAAUUAUAUAGUGGAUCAUCAUGCUGCAAGUUUAGAAUCCACUGGUAAUGCACGGAUUAAAGAGUCUCUCAAAAAAGGUCUUGCUUCUGGAGUUUUCAUCAAGGAAGGCAGAUAUUACAGGCUAGCAAGCCCACCUAAGCCCAAGAAAAAGAAAGUUGAUGCCAGCACAUAUUGUGGGUUUUGCCUUGGGACAGCAGAACGCAAUAAGGAUGGUGUAGGAGAAGAACUUAUUUCCUGUGCUGAUUGUGGAAACAGUGGUCAUCCAUCAUGUUUGAAGUACUCCCCUGAGCUGACAGCUCGAAUUAAACAAGAACCUUGGCAGUGCAUUGAGUGUAAAGUGUGCUUUGUUUGUCAAGAUGCUGGCAAUGCUGAUAACCUUUUGUUUUGUGAUGCAUGUGACAAAGGAUACCACAUGGAAUGUCUUUCUCCUCCAAUGACAGAAACACCCACAGGAAGUUGGGUUUGCAGAAGAUGUAAGGUGAAAACUCCUGGCCGACGAAAGAAAGGGCAAGUUGAAACACCCAUUACCAGUCCGCCACGCAGAAAAAUUCAACCUCAGGCAACAGCUGAAGUGCAAGGAUCAAGUGUAUGCCCAACGCCUGGAUGUGAUGGAUCAGGACAUGUAAAUGGACGAUUUACAUCUCACAGAAGUCUUCCAGCUUGCCCAAUUGCAAAUGAAGCGAAAAGAUUUGAUGAUGAUGCCAAAGCUGUUGAUGAAACUCCUAAGAGGAGACCUGGCAGACCUCCAGCCUCCAGUAAAUCAACGCCAAUGACUCCACUCUCCCCCACAUCUCCGAGGAAACAGCAACAAUUACCACCAGGAGUAACAGAGGAAGAUUUGGCUUUGUUCAAACAGGCUCAGGAGAAGGCAAAUGCUGCCAUGAACCUGGACACAUCUACAACUCUUGUGCCAAGUACCCGAUCCCCUCCAUUAAUCCAGUUUGGUCGUUAUGAGAUAGUUACCUGGUAUUCGUCACCAUAUCCUCAAGAAUAUGCCAGGCUGCCCAAACUAUACCUGUGUGAGUUUUGUCUCAAGUAUAUGAAGAGUACCAGCAUUCUUAUGCGCCACAUGACAAAAUGCAAAUGGUUUCACCCCCCAGCAAAUGAAAUUUACCGUAAAGGUGAAAUCUCUGUUUUUGAAGUGGAUGGUGCAGUCAACAAAAUCUAUUGUCAGAACCUUUGCCUGUUAGCCAAGCUGUUUCUUGAUCAUAAGACCCUCUAGUAUGAUGUAGAGCCAUUCCUGUUUUAUGUUCUGACGAAGAACGACAAAAAGGGCUGUCAUUUGGUAGGAUAUUUCUCAAAGGAAAAGUCUUGUCAACAGAAGUACAACGUGUCAUGUAUUAUGACAAUGCCCCACUAUCAAAGACAAGGGUUUGGCCGCUUGCUCAUUGACUUCAGUUACCUCUUGUCGAGAAUCGAAGGCCAGCCAGGCUCCCCUGAAAAGCCUUUGUCAGACCUUGGCUUGAUCAGCUAUCGUAGCUACUGGAAGAGUGUUUUACUAGAGUACUUGCACGAUCAUAAGGAAAAGCAUGUAACCAUACGAGGGAUCAGUAAGUCGACCGGAAUGGAUCCGCAUGACAUUGCUGCCACUCUUCAGAUACUGAACAUGGUUCACAAAAAAGAUGGAAAGUUUGUGCUGUGUGUUAACCAACGCUUGAUCAAAACUCACAUGGAAAAAUUACGAAUGAGUGCUCGCAUCUCCUUGGACCCUGAUGCACUCAGAUGGACCCCCCUGGUGCACACUAACUUGGCACUCGUAGAUAAAGAGAACGAAGCUGCAAACGGACAUCUUGAGGGUGGAAAGAACGGUUCGGCAGACAACAAGGAUGGUUCGGGGGACGCUGGUGAUCGGCAAGUAGACGUGCUCAACGACAGUCACGUUGACAAGUCAAGAGAUGGAUUGGUUAUAAACGGCAUUGCUGGAGAUGAAGACGAAAGUGCCUCCGAGGAUGAUGACGAGGGACCGAUUAUUCGGCCGAGAAAGCGCCGACGAAGUAAUACGCUUUCCGACAGCGGCUCGGAUAAAACUGAGGAGAAGGCAGCAGACGAAGUGGGAGUGUUGAAGAAUGAAGACAAAACGAACGAGGAACAAGCUGGCUUUAACACUACAACAAGUGGAAAGCUGAACAGUGCAGAGGGCGAAAGUGGGAUCGUCAAAAAGAAAAUGAAGCUGAACGAUGAAGAGUCGAGCGCUGAAGGCAGCGACGAUUCAGCUGAUAAUUCAGAUUCCGAAGAUUCCUCCUCAUCGUCAUCGUCAUCUUCUUCGUCCUCGUCUGAAGACAGUGAUAACGGCGAACCCAUGGAUGAUACCGAAGAUAACCCUUCAAGAGAAAACGAAGACAUCCGAAAAGGUUCCGAGGAUGGCACGAGCGAGUCUUCGUCCGAGAUUAACAACUCCCCGGCGGGCGUUUACUCGGGAUUUGGGAGUCAAUUGGUUAAUAGAAAUCCCUUAGAUACUUUAGCAGAUAUGGACUCUGCCUUCUCGAGAUUGUCACCAACAAAUUUCGAGUGUAAGGAGAGUAACAGAUCGGACACUUUGGCGGUAGAUCAAGAUAUGAACCCGGUAGUUGAUUUCCCAGAUACGGACAGUACGGCUCUCAUUAAAGAAUUGUCUGAGGAAGUGUUCUCGAUCGGCGCCACGCCUUCUCUUGGAGGCCAGCAUUCUUCCGACGACGAGAUUUGAGGGGAUUAGCCUGAUGUGCUUUUUCGGCAGUGCAAUUGUUCUCUUUGUAAAAAACGCUGAUUUUCUUGAAUAAUGCUAUUCUCUUUUGAAGUCCUCGUACCCUUAAAUUAAAACCAUUUUUUCUUAUUCAGUUGAAAUUGAGAUUGAUUAAUGAAACAUUGUAAAUUUAUGGAACAGUUAAAACUUAACUUUGUUAUGUUACAUUUGAAACUUCAAGUUAUCGAUGCAAACGUAUUUACAGUCAAACUAAGUGAAGCGUACCCCUCAAGAUUACAUUAAUGAAUUGAUCAUUUGGAUAUUG
Messenger RNA from Stylophora pistillata, 5594 nucleotides. Its product is annotated as histone acetyltransferase KAT6B-like. The record is from RefSeq and is a predicted model, not a curated record. Gene Ontology annotation, cellular component: nucleus; nucleosome; chromatin. Gene Ontology annotation, biological process: nucleosome assembly; regulation of transcription by RNA polymerase II. NCBI's taxonomy places the organism in Eukaryota, Metazoa, Cnidaria, Anthozoa, Scleractinia, Pocilloporidae. Gene Ontology annotation, molecular function: transcription coregulator activity; histone H3 acetyltransferase activity; zinc ion binding.